Molecule: messenger RNA, 3135 nt
Organism: Vicia faba (fava bean)
Lineage: Eukaryota; Viridiplantae; Streptophyta; Magnoliopsida; Fabales; Fabaceae
Source: the annotation of a GenBank genome assembly
AUGGACGAUUACACGAGAGAGAUGAUGGACCUCAAAACCCUCGUGACUCGCACUCUUGAGAAGAAAGGCGUUCUCACUAGGAUCCGAGCUGAAUUAAGAGCUAGUGUCUUUGAAGCUAUCGAAGAAGAAGAUCGUGUCAUCGAAAAGGAUCAAGCUCUGCCUCCUGCAUUGUUAGUUUCAAUGGCUAACUUUACUUCGCAAGAAGUUACUGCACUUCAAGAAGGAGGGAAUCAGCGUGCAAGAAAUGUUUAUUUUAAAGAAUGGGAUGGACAACAGCAUUCUUUCCCUGACACUCACUUUAUCAUGAAGUAUAGACCACAUGAUAAUUUAGUUUCUGAUACGCAAAAAUUCAAAAUUCCUGGUUUGCCUCAUACCAUUGAGAUGACCCCUCUGCAGAUUCCUGAUUGGGUAAGGGAGAAGAAUGCCGCCACAGCCUAUUUUGAACCAAUGUUCAAAUCUGAGGUAAGAAGCUAUGGGACACUAUACAAUAGUUUUCAUGAACUUGAAAGUGAAUAUGAGAAGCUUAGUAAAACUAGAAUGGGGAUCAAAUCAUGGAGUGUUGGACCAGUUUCUGCUUGGGCUAACAAGGAUAAUGAAAGAAAGGUCAAUAGGGGACAAAUAGAGGAGCUUGGAAAAGAGGCAGAGUGGCUAAAUUGGCUUAACUCAAAGCAAAAUGAGUCUGUACUUUAUCUUAGUGGUUCCUCAGAUUUCAUGGAUUUACAAUGCUACAAUGAGGUUGCAGCUUUGUUUAUGCUUCUAAGAUUUGAUUUAUUCAUAAUAUAUUCUAAACUGAGCAAAAAUUUUGCAGCUUUGGGUUCUCUUAACAAACUUAUUGAAGGAUGUGGAACAUCAAUAACACCAGCACAUGAAAAAAUUGGUGUGGUUGAUGAACAAUGGAUUGUUCAUCAAACAAUUCCUACUCUUGGUGAACGAGGAGAAUAUGAUCAUGGAAAAGACAAAUAUGAUGCGGUAUGUUUAUUUGACAUGAAAACGAUAUUACUGUCACAAUUCUCUGAUGUACUUAUGAUUAUGAACUUCGAUCGUUUUUCGGGACUACCUGAUAACGGAACAUUCACUAUCGGCUUCACUCCAUCAGACACUGAUAAUCGAUUAUUCACGUUAGGCAUUUGGUUUGCUAGCCUUCCAGGAGAUCGAACUUUCGUUUGGUCACCCAAUAGAAACUCACCUACAUCUCAAGAAGCAAUUUUGGAGCUUGACACAACAGGAAACCUCGUCCUCGUCGACAAAAAAGUCACCAUAUGGGCCUCAAACACAUCAAAUGCUAAUGUAGAAUCAGCAACCAUGUCAGAAUCUGGUAACUUCAUCUUUCACAGCACAAACAACCAACCUAUAUGGCAGAGUUUUUCUCAACCUUCAAACACACUUCUCCCAAACCAGCCUCUAACAGUUUCUUCAGAAUUAACAUCAUCAAAAUCCUCAUCUCAUGGUGGCUACUAUGCUCUCAAAAUGCUUCAGAAACCAACUUCUUUAAGUCUUGCACUAACUUACAAUCUUCCAGAAAGUUACCAAACUUUUGAUGAAAAUGAAUCAUAUGCAAACUAUUCUUAUUGGCAAGGUCCUGAUAUUUCCAAUGUAACCGGAGAAGUUAUCGCGGUUUUAGAUCAAGCCGGAAGCUUUGGAAUUGUAUAUGGAAAUUCAUCUGAUGGUGCAGUUUAUGUUUAUAAGAAUGAUAAUGAUGAUGCAGGUUUAGCUUCUGCAAUUCAUCAAUCUACACCGUUAACCGUUCUUAGGAGACUGACACUCGAAGAUAAUGGAAAUCUGAGGUUAUACCGAUGGGAAGACGUAAAUGGAUCGAAACAAUGGGUGUCACAGUGGGCUGCAGUUUCAAAUCCAUGUGAUAUUGGUGGAAUUUGUGGUAAUGGAGUAUGUAAAUUGGAUAAAACUAAGACUAAUGCUUCUUGCACUUGUUUACCAGGAACUUCUAAACUAGGAAGAGAUGGACAAUGUUAUGAGAAUUCAUCUCUGGUUGGAAAAUGUACUAAUGGAAAAAACGAAAACAAGACAUCGAGUUUUAGAAUUUCGACAGUGCAACAAACUAAUUAUUAUUUUUCUGAAUCUUCAAUAAUAGCUAAUUAUAGUGAGAGUGAUGUUUCUUCUGUAUCAAAAUGCGGCGAUGCAUGUUUGUCCGAUUGUGAUUGUGUUGCUUCUGUUUAUGGACUAAAUGAAGAAAGACCUUUUUGUUGGGUGUUGAGGAGUUUAAGUUUCGGCGGUUUUGAAGAUACGAGCUCUACUUUGUUUGUGAAGGUUCGAGCAAAUAGUUCAUGGACACCAGAAGGACAAGAGGGAAGGUCUAAUAACAGUUCUUCUGAUGGAAUGGGGAGUGCUAAGGAAAAGGCUGUGAUUAUUCCAAUUGUUCUAGGCAUGAUAGUUCUCAUUAUUUUACUCACUAUGUUACUGUAUUACAAUGUUCAUAGAAAAAGAACUUUGAAAAGAGAGAUGGAAUGUUCAUUGGUCUUAUCAGGUGCUCCAGUGAAUUUUACUUACCGCGCUUUGCAGAUCAGGACAAGUAACUUUUCGCAGCUUCUAGGAACAGUUGGAUUUGGAAGUGUGUAUAAAGGAAGCUUAGGAGAUGGUACCUUAGUCGCGGUGAAGAAACUUGAUAAGAUUUUGCCUCAUGGAGAGAAAGAAUUUAUCACCGAAGUAAACACGAUUGGCUCAAUGCAUCAUAUGAAUUUGGUUCGUUUAUGUGGUUUUUGUUCUGAGGGACCUCAGAGGCUUUUAGUUUAUGAGUUCAUGAAGAAUGGUUCAUUGGAUCAGUGGAUCUUCCCUUCGAUUCGAGGACCAGAUAGAUUGCUCGAUUGGCAAACUCGUUUUGAUAUAGCCAAAAAUACUGCACAAGGGAUUGCAUACUUUCAUGAGCAGUGUAGAAACAAGAUAAUACAUUGUGACAUCAAGCCAGAAAAUAUAUUGUUAGAUGAAAACUUUUGUCCCAAGGUAUCUGAUUUUGGACUUGCUAAAUUGAUGGCAAGGGAACAUUCUCAUGUGGUAACAAUGGUAAGAGGCACUAGAGGCUAUUUGGCACCAGAAUGGGUUAGUAAUCGACCGAUAACCGUAAAAGCAGAUGUUUACAGCUAUGGAAUGCUUCUUUUCUUAUUUUUUUGGUGUUUUGUUUAG